This is a messenger RNA of Condylostylus longicornis, 878 nucleotides long. Its product is annotated as selenoprotein BthD-like. Lineage: Eukaryota; Metazoa; Arthropoda; Insecta; Diptera; Dolichopodidae. The record is from RefSeq and is a predicted model, not a curated record. Gene Ontology annotation, cellular component: Golgi apparatus. The transcript has 2 exons.
GUUAAGAAAACCUUAAAAACAAUACCCAGGUCAAGUAGAGUGUGUAGAGUAUAUUAUAAGUAGUAAACUAAAAAUUAAUUUGAGUCAAAUUUGAAAAGAAAACUUGAGAACGGAUAUGCCUCCAAAAAGAAAAAGAAAAGCACAAUCUACAAAUGAAAAGGGUACUGUUAAAAAACAAAAGGCGGGAAAUACUCAAGAGACUAAUGGAGAGGAAUUAGACGCCUCAAAGCCGACUUUGUACAUUGAACAUUGUAAAUCAUGAUCCGUUUUCAAAAGACGUGCUAUAGAUUUGCACAAAUCUAUUGCAGAAAAAUUAUUAGAUUGUUCCUUGCAGCUUAGUUUAAAUUCCGAUGGAGCCCCACGACGUGGUGCCUUUGAAAUAUCAGUAGCUGAAACACCAACAUCUAAUAAAGAAAUGAGGACUUUGAUUUGGUCCGGAUUGAAAAAAGGCCCACCAAGAGCAGAAAAGUUUCCUUCUGCAGAAGUUAUUAUUGAUAACAUAAAAAAAGUUAUUCUGAAAUAAUAUCCCCUCAAAUAAAAUCGUAAUUUUUAGUUUUGGAAUUAAUGACCUGCAUUUAUUAAACCAUUUUUAAAUGGAGUAAAUGUGGUGAAGCUUUUCCAAUUGAAAAAGCUAACUUUUAAAAAAAAAACGUUACAAAUAAAUUCCCAAGAAUAAAAAAAUUAACAAUUUUCAAUUUUUGGAUUUUAUGACCUGCAUUUACUAAACCAUUUUAAUUGGAGUAAUUGUGGCGAAACUUUUUCAAUUGAAGAUAUUAAUUAUUUUAAGAGUUGUAUUAUUGCAAAUAAUUUUAUUAACUAAUGUAAAAUUUUAAAUGUACUCCUGCUAUUCUUUAAAUAAAUCUUUAACAUUAACAACA